AUGGUGAGAACGAGAAAUCAAAGGCAAGGAAAAAUACCUCGGAGAGGAACCACCUCGCAGUUCGCCGGCAUCGGAAUCCCAUCAAACCCGGUAUGCAUCGAAGAAGAGGUCACCACCACCAUCGUCAUGGAUCCAGUUCCCAUCUCACAGGUUCCAUUCGAAGAAGUCCAAAACCCUAGACAAGGUAAUCUUACUGUUGAUUUAUAUGGAGACCUCACGAUUUCUCCAUCCAUUGAGGAUGAAUUAAGGGAGAAUAAUGUUAAUCCCACCCAAGAUGAAGAAGAACACCCGGUUGUAGAACCCUCACCUCCGCCCUCUCUAACCCCCAACAUACCUCCCCCAAGACAGAUAAUUACCAAGAAACAAAGGGGGAAAAAUAUAGAAGAAGAACAAGACUGGAUUCCAGAUGAGAUAAGAGAAGAUAAUGAAUGUGAAGAAGAAGGUUCAGGAAAGAAGAGAAAGAAAUUGACAGCUAAGGAAAAAGGAAAACAAAAGAUUGUUAGAAAUUCUGAGAAAAAGACACUGCCUGCAAAGGAUAAUGGGAAACAAAAGGUAGUUAGUGAUGCUGACUUGACAAAACUGCCAAAACCCUAUAGUUCAAAGUUUUUGUCUAAAGAAAAUGCCAAAGAUUGGAACAAAUUUGUGGAUAAAAACAUCAUCAACCAAAAAAUCCUCAUACUUGACAAACUAGAAAAUUAUGCCCAGAUUUCUGAAACCCUAGCCAGAAACAACCUACUAGGGACAGUCACAAACAUCUAUCCUUAUGAGGAACAGGUCAUUAGGGAGUUCUAUAGCAAUCUCACCAAAGCCACCAUCAACCCUAAAACCCCAAUGUUUGGAAUGGUAUAUCUACGUGGAAAAUUCUUUGAAUUCAAUCCAGAAAUCAUCAAUGAAUACCUAGGGACAUCCACAGGAGAACAAGAAAUUCAACUACAAAAUGAGCAGGUUGCUUAUGAACUGACUGCUGGAAAUGUAAGUUUUGAUACAAACAAAAUCAAGGUUGCUUCCCUAACGAGCAAGUAUGCCAUACUCCAAAAAAUUGUUCUUGUCAAUUGGAUGCCAUCACUACAUGAGACAACAUUCAAAUGGAGCCUAGCAGAAUUGUUGUACAAAAUAGGGAAGGGAAUCAAAGUCAAUCUUGGAGUUAUUAUCCACUCAAAGAUCACACACUUUGCAGAAAACCGAGAAACAAAAGCCCACUUAAUCUUUCCGAAUCUGGUCUACUCUAUCCUAACCAAACAAGGACUAAAGUCACAAGGGCCAAAAGUGCAAGUCAAAACCUUAAACACAACAAUAAAGCUGAAAAAAGGAGCACAUCAAAAUGAUCUCAAGAAUUCGGUGCCAGCAGAUGACCCAACUAAUCAGCAAACUUUGAUUAGAUACUUUGAGAAAAAACUAAGGGAAUUGGAUAUUGCAGAAAAACAACUGUUAAGAAAACAUAUUGAAGUCAAAGAAGAAAAGGCAGAAUUACUCCAGUGGUUGACAGUUUUGAAAGCAAACAAUGACAAAGAAGAUAGUCAGCAAAAUGAAGAAGCAACUGGCAAUGAAACUAAUGAAGAAGAGGAGGAAGACAGUACUAGUAAUCAAGAUGAUCAGGAGGCUGAAGAGGAACCUAAUCAAGAAGAUGAUGAAGAUAGUGGCAGUGCUGCAGAUGAAGGUGAAGAAUCUACCUAG
Molecule: messenger RNA, 1674 nt
Organism: Ipomoea nil (Japanese morning glory)
Lineage: Eukaryota; Viridiplantae; Streptophyta; Magnoliopsida; Solanales; Convolvulaceae
Exons: 2
Coding region: 1-1674 (557 amino acids)
Source: RefSeq, a predicted model, not a curated record